GCAAAGCAAAUCUCUCUUUUUCCUUCUUCUUCUCAUCACAAGCCAUUCACAUCACAAACUGCGUCAUAUGUUCACACCACUCACAUAUAAAAAUCUUUCUUUUACUUUCUCUUCUUUUCUCUCUCUCAUAUCCUUCAAAACAAAAUCAAACCCAUCUUUUAUUUUUUUUCCUUGUAAUCAGAGAGAUCACCAUCUUUUCUUUCUUUCAAGAAAAACUCAAACUUUAGUUAGAAACUUUCUUUUCUUUUUGUUUUCUUCUUUUUUUUUUUCAUUUAAUUUCGAUGGAGGGUCAUCAUCAAUUCCAUCAUAAAAACCAAAGACAACAACAAAAUCUUCAUCAAAAUAUUAAUAGUACUACUAUUAACGUCGUUGAUGUUGUUGAUAGAUUCCCGCAAUGGAGCAUCCAAGAGACGAAAGAGUUUCUUACGAUCCGAGCAGAGCUAGAUCAAACUUUCAUGGAGACUAAAAGGAACAAACAGCUAUGGGAUGUUAUCUCCAAUCAUUUGAAAGAAAAGGGUUAUCAUAGAAGUGCAGAACAGUGCAAGUGCAAAUGGAAAAAUCUUGUUACUCGUUAUAAGGGAUGUGAGACAAUGGAGACAGAAGCAAUGAGACAUCAAUUUCCAUUUUACAAUGAACUUCAAGAAAUUUUCACAUCAAGGAUGCAGAGGAUGCUAUGGGCGGAAGCCGAAGAAGGAUCAAAGAAAAAGGCGACACAACUUUCAACCGAUGACGAAGAAGAAGAAGAAAGUGAAGCAAUAUCUCAAAAGGGUAGAAAUAGAAAGAAGAAAAAAGCUAAGAUAGUUAGCGAAAGCGGCGGUAGCAGCAAUAGUUUCUUCACCAAUUUGAAAGAGAUUUUAGAUGAAUUCAUGAGGCAACAACUACAAAUAGAAGCACAAUGGAUGGAAGCAUUUGAAGCUAGAGAGAAUGAAAGGAAGUUGAGGGAAAUGGAAUGGAGACAACAAAUGGAAGUGUUGGAGAAUGAGAGGAUAUUGAUGGAACAAAGAUGGAGAGAAAGGGAAGAACAAAGGAGGAUUAGAGAUGAAGCUAGGGCUGAGAAAAGGGAUGCUUUAAUUACAGCUUUGUUAAACAGGUUAGAAAGACAGUAAGAUGUAGCUAGGUUUUCAAUUAUCAUUAAUUUUAGUUUUGUAUCUUUGAAAUAGAUUAUUUCAUAAGUUUAGGGAUAGAUUUGGGAUAUGUGAAUUGAAAUUGUAGUUUAGGGAUAGAUUUCGAUAUGUGAAAUGAAAUUGUAGUUGGAUUGAUUUUAUAAUUUAAAAUCUUGUACAUAGUUUAGUUAUAUGGUAGUAAUCUACCUUUUUAUUUUUAACUCAUAAUCUAAUAUUUCAAUCAAUUUUUUUUUUAAGAAAAUAGAUGGAUUCUAAUGGUAAAGAUUUGAGAACUUAAAAUGUGCUUCUCUCAAAAUUUUAUGUUCGAUUUUUUCUAUUAAGGGUUCGUUUGAUCUGCAAAA
Trifolium pratense (red clover) is the source of this 1465-nucleotide messenger RNA. Its product is annotated as trihelix transcription factor GT-3b-like. The coding region runs from base 282 to 1106 and encodes 274 amino acids. Lineage: Eukaryota; Viridiplantae; Streptophyta; Magnoliopsida; Fabales; Fabaceae. The transcript is spliced from 2 exons. The record is from RefSeq and is a predicted model, not a curated record.